AUGGCGGGUCAGCAGGUGAGUGUGCGCGGAGGAACAGGGUGGUGGUCAGUGCCCGUGUGUCGGGAGGUGAGUGUGCGCGGAGGACCAGGGUGGUGGUCAGUCCCCGGGGGUCAGGAGAUGAUUGUGCACGAAGGACCAGGGUGGUGGUCAGUCCCCGGGGGUCGGGAGGUGAGUGUGGUCGGAGGACCAGGGGAACACAGAAAAAUUCACACAGGGGAGACACCUUAUAAAUGUACAGAGUGUGGGAAAACAUUUUCUCAGUCAGGUAGUCUCAGUUCACAUAGAGCAGUUCACACACAAGAGAGAUCUUAUGAAUGUCAGGACCAUGAGAAAACAUUUUCGCACCAGUCACGUGUCCUCACUGAACAUAAAAGAGUUCACACAGGAAAGACGCCUUACGAAUGUCAGGAGUGUCAGAAAACAUUUUCACAUUCAAGUCAGCUCACGUUACAUAGAAGAAUUCACUCUGGAGAGAGACCUUACGAAUGUCAGUAUUGUGGGAAAACAUUUUCACAAUCAAGUCACCUCACGUUACAUAGAAGAAUUCACACUGGAGAAAGACCUUACGAAUGUCAGGAAUGUGGGAAAGCUUUUUUACAUUCAGGUGCCCUCACUAUACAUAGAAGAAUUCACACAGGAGAGAGACCUUACGUAUGCCAGGCAUGUGGGAAAGCCUUUUCAGAUUCAGGUGCCCUCACUGUACAUAGAAGAGUCCACACAGGAGAGAGACCUUAUGAAUGUCAGGACUGUGGGAAAACUUUUUCACAAUCAAGUCAGGUCACGUUACAUAGAAGAAUUCACACAGGAGAGAGACCUUACAAAUGUCAGGAAUGUGGGAAAGCUUUUGCAGAAUCAAGUGCCCUCACUGUCCAUAGAAGAGUCCACACAGGAGAGAGACCUUACGAAUGUCAGGACUGUGGGAAAACAUUUUCAUAUUCAAGUCAGCUCACGUUACAUAGAAGAGUCCACACAGGAGAGAGACCUUACGAAUGUCAGGACUGUGGGAAAGGUUUUUCAGAUUCAGGAGCCCUCACUGUACAUAGAAGAGUCCACACAGGAGAGAGACCACAUGCAUGUCAGGACUGUGGGAAAACAUUUUCACAGUCAAGUCAGCUGAAGAUACAUAGAAGAAUUCACACUGGAGAGAAACCUUACGAAUGUCAGGACUGUGGGAAAACAUUUUCACAGUCAAGUCACCUCAAGUUACAUAGAAGAGUUCACACAGGAGAGAAACCUUAUGAAUGUCAGGAAUGUGGGAAAGCUUUUUCAGAUUCAGGUGUGCUCACUGUACACAGAAGAGUCCACACGGGAGAGAGACCUUACAAAUGUCAGGAAUGUGGGAAAACAUUUUCUCGAUCAAGUAAUCUCACCGUACAUAGAAGAAUUCACUCAGGAGAGAGACCGUAG
Messenger RNA from Elephantulus edwardii (Cape elephant shrew), 1407 nucleotides. Its product is annotated as zinc finger protein 726-like. The transcript has 3 exons. The coding region runs from base 1 to 1407 and encodes 468 amino acids. The record is from RefSeq and is a predicted model, not a curated record. Gene Ontology annotation, cellular component: nucleus. NCBI's taxonomy places the organism in Eukaryota, Metazoa, Chordata, Mammalia, Macroscelidea, Macroscelididae.